Molecule: messenger RNA, 1520 nt
Organism: Babjeviella inositovora NRRL Y-12698
Lineage: Eukaryota; Fungi; Ascomycota; Pichiomycetes; Serinales
Exons: 1
Coding region: 11-1450 (479 amino acids)
Cellular component (GO): NuA4 histone acetyltransferase complex
Molecular function (GO): protein binding
Source: RefSeq, a predicted model, not a curated record
CUCAUACACAAUGGAUGCUCUGCUAAUCGUCAAGGAGAUCGCAGUGUUACAGACUGUCUGGUUUUUAGUUUCAUCUUUCUACGAACAGAGCAAUUCCGGUCUAGCGCCAACGAUAUACACCGAUGAUGAGGUCUUGCACAUGGUUAAUUACAACCAUCUUUUAAAGCUCCACUCCCUCACGCUUCUGUCGCAAGACAUCCAGCGUAUCUUGAAAUCCCGUUUGAAGAUGGAGUGGCCUCGGGAAACCGCCAUACUCGCACACAUAACCUCUGACGAGGCCAGCCUCCGCACGACAUUGGACGAGCUAAAAGAGCUCGUCUCGUCGAGAGUGCACAACUUGGCCCUAGAUCUUAAAGCGUAUGAUGAGAAAACGGAACCACUGGAGAUUGAGGGUGCAAUGGAUACUGGAUCGCCAGAAGAGCACUUUGUGGAUAGCGAGAGUGUUUUGGUACCCGAAGAGUCGGAACCGCUCACACCUGAGCCGCUAUCGCCGGUGUUGGAGGCCAGUCAGAGCGAUGUGCUUUCCGAGACACACAUGCCGGUGGAAUUUGCCGAGUCCGUGACCAGCCCACUUGCAGAUCCUGAGACAAAAAGGGAGGAAGCGAAGGUAGACGAGGAGGAAGGUGAGGAAGAGGAAGAUGAGAAGGAUGGCGAGGAGGAUAAAGCAAAAGUGGAUGAAGUGGCAGAGGAUGAAGUAGCGGAAGACGAAGAAAUAGGGAGAAAUGAGGAAGGUGAAAUCCAAAAUGAAGCCGAGGCUAUGGAGGACAUAGAAAUCAAGGGUGAAGAGAUCACUGUUCCUGUUAUCAAUGAAACCAUAUCUGAAGCCACAGAAAAUAUUCUAGAUGGGGAAACCCAAGUUGAGGUGAAGGAAGAGGCGAAUAAUACCGAAAAAUCAAAGCCUGUGGGACUCGUUGACGAGCACAAAUCUGAAGCUGAGAUAGAGACUGGUUCCCAGGAAACCAUUCCAAACAGCGUUGAAGACUCCCAGGACGUAAAAGAAGAACUUGAUGACAGAAAAGAAAGGGUCACCUUCGAAGCGGAUACCCCUGAGGAGGCCACUACUGCCUCUCAGUUCAACGCUAGAAAGCGCAAGUCAAUGACUCCGCCGGCGCAAUCGAACAAGCGGUUCCAGUCGAUGGUCAACCAGCUUAUCACAGACAUCUCUGGUAACAAGUACGCCACCAUGUUCCUACAGCCUGUGAGCGAGAACGAUGCGCCGGACUACUACUCGCUUAUUCGCAGUCCCAUUGACUUGAAGAUUUUGAAGCAAAUGGUCAAGAAGCAGGAGAUUACCAACUUUGUGGAGUUCGAGCGGAGUCUAAGGCUCAUGUUUGCAAAUGCAAUCAUGUACAACCAUGAGGACACCGAAACGUAUCUGUGGACUCUCCAGAUGAUCAAAGACGUCGACAUGAUGUUGAACUUGUUCAAGAGCGCACAACGUGAUGGCUAGCGCUGUUAAGGCGACCCAUUCUAUUAAAGAUGUACACGAAUCUAAGGUAAUGCUAAAUGUAAGCAAAAGC